UGCUGAGCUGCUGGCUGAGCACCAGGAUGAUUAUGGUCGAUUCUUCACUUCCAGAUGAAAUCAUCACUCCUUCCCGCGUCAUCCAGAAGAAUCGAAUUAACCCCCCCUGCCUGCAGCCAUGGUCCGAUCCUGCUGCUCCUCCCCCGUGUCUGGCCUGUCUGGCCUGUCUGGCCUGUCUGGCCUGUCUGGCCAGGGUUACCCCCCACCAGCAUGCUUUUGCAGUUUGGCUGCUGUGAGCAUCCUAGACGACCACGGUGGUGGCCGUAUUUCUUUUUCUCUCCUUUUCCGGAGCUGCUCCGGUCCUGACUGGCUGUGAGGAGUGUCUGGAGAUCAGCAUCUGACCGGUCGUACCGUGGCGCUCAAC
Molecule: messenger RNA, 364 nt
Organism: Aspergillus sclerotioniger CBS 115572
Lineage: Eukaryota; Fungi; Ascomycota; Eurotiomycetes; Eurotiales; Aspergillaceae
Exons: 1
Coding region: 55-306 (83 amino acids)
Source: RefSeq, a predicted model, not a curated record